Messenger RNA from Saitoella complicata NRRL Y-17804, 978 nucleotides. RefSeq lists its product as uncharacterized. NCBI's taxonomy places the organism in Eukaryota, Fungi, Ascomycota, Saitoellomycetes, Saitoellales, Saitoellaceae. The record is from RefSeq and is a predicted model, not a curated record. Bases 1 to 978 code for a protein of 325 amino acids. Gene Ontology annotation, cellular component: SUMO-targeted ubiquitin ligase complex. Gene Ontology annotation, molecular function: ubiquitin-protein transferase activity. The transcript has a single exon.
AUGGACGGUCAAAACGGAAGAAAUACUCCCGCAGGUGGUCUACAUCGUGAGUUAUCCCCUCCACAAGCUCCUCAUGGGUCCGCGGGACUUAAACAUCGGAUCAAAGUACCAGGAAGACCUGCGAUAGACGUAAUCGACCUCACGGGUGACAGCCCUCCGCAACGUCAUGCUGUCCCAGUCUCUCGCCGUUCCGUCCCUCCUCCACAACACGAAAUCAUCGAUGUGGAUGCGUUACCAGAUCGACCACCGCAUCCGCAACAUCGACUCGCCGACCUGCCACAAGAAGUGAGAAAUCAACUCAUUCUUGCAGCCCUCAGAGAAGAACCACCAUUUCACCAGCCCCAACGACAACAACGCCCACCACAAGAACUCUUCUUCGAAGACCGUCUCAUCAUGGGAAACCCGAAUGGUCAGGCGAGACAUCAGCAUAUCGCACAAGCCACCACGGCGAACGGGAACAGAAUCGGUGGAGGAAUCUUCAGGAAUGUUCAGCAUAGGGCUGCGGAGGGCCUCAUGAAUGCUCUUGCAAAUCUGGCAAGACCGACGGGGGAGUCGACCGGGCGACAUCAGUUUCGAGCGGCGAGACAGCAUCCGUAUGCUAUGCCGAAUUUGAACUACGGCAUGGCUACGACGGGGCUGUUGGGCGUUGAGGAACCCGUGAAUCCAUAUGCUGGGGAUUUCAAAUACCGUGCUCCACCACCGCCUCGCGAAGGAUUCACCAGGGCGCCGGUGGAGGACAAAUCUCUCAUAUGUGCAUCCUGCGAUAACGAGCUCCGAGGAUCGGGAGAACAGGAUCCCGGUAAUGCUGAAGGAAGAGGUGAAGGAAAGGGCGGAGUUUGGAUUGGGAGGUGUGGACAUGCGUAUUGUGGAGAUUGUGUGCAGAAGAUCAAGACGAAGAAGUUGCCGGGGACCUGUCCGGUUGAGGGGUGUACGAAGAGGCUUAACCAGAAGAGUGGUAUGUGGGAGGUUUACAUCUGA